UGGCAAGUGCCAUGCAAGUUGCAACCAAUAAAGAGUUGAUACCAGGUUGGGUUCCGUAGUGUAAUCUACUUAUCGGUAAUAACAACAAUAAAUUCGUGAAAAUUUGUCGUCAUUGGUUGCUUUGCUUACCUCACCUUUGAAUCUCAGCUCUCUGUAUCUGGUCACCACCAAGGACACUGCUAUAAGGCUCUAACAGUGUUUCCCUUUCUCUGUCCCUCUCAUUUCAUUUGCCUUGUGCGUUUAGUUGUUACAUUCCGAAGGGAAAGCUCUGAAGCUCAUUUCUUUAUUUACUCUCCUUUCUCGUCACAUUUGCUUCUUGUUUUAAAAUAGCUAAAAAGCAAACCCCUUUCUCUGAAAAUGUUUCUGAGGCUACCUGCCAUGAACAGGAGUUUGAACAGAGAGAAUCCAGAUAUUUUGAUUAUGAUGAUUGCAGGGAAACAGAUAAUAAGGGGUGUUGAGGAGGACAAAAGAGAUCAGAGAGAAAGAGAGAGAGAGGGAAAAGAUGGGCCCAGCAAAGCCUGCAACACAAAUGAGUGCCACUGCAGUGCACCAAACACUAAUGUCUUCCCUCUUCCCCUCUUUCACCUUUCCCUCUUAAUUUAUGCCAUUUUUAUUUUUCCAUUCAUUUUCAACACUCCCCCUUUUGUUUCUCUUUUUCCCUUGGACUUUAUACUCACUUUCUUCCUUUUGCUGCUUUUCUACUUCAACUUCUUGUCUUUAAUGUGCAAGACUAGAUAGGCAACAUUUUGUGUUUCUUAGUGUUAAGGAUUUGACAAAGAGGGUGGUGCAGGAUAUCUUGAUGGGGUCUAAGAAAAUAAAACUCGUGUUUUGGGGUUGGGAUGCUUGAAGGAAAAGAUGCUUCUGUUCAUGCAAAAGAAAUCAGCACAACUGCACAACUUUGGUGCUGGUCUUUCAUUUGGCAUGAUUAGGUUCUCAAAGGACAAAAUAUCUUGGGAAGGAGUUGUUUAAUGUCUCAUGUUUUAGUGGCUUCGCUUGCUUUGUUGGGUGAUGAAAAAUCUCAGGUCCAUUUUCCUUUUCUCUCUUCGGAUGACUAGACUCUAUUGAAGGAUCAUACCACUAUUGAAGUAAAGCUUUUCUGAAAGACCACUGCAAGAUCAAGAGCCUCUUGUUACAAUUUACUAAUUACUGCUUAUGCUGAUGGAGACUGAUAUGUACAUUGCUGGCCGAGAUGCUACAGUAACAGAUGAAAUUUCCCAACAUUCCACCUCAAAUCCUCUCAUUCAGUGCUAUUCACUUGACCUUAACAAUCAAACCAACAUCAUAAAUGGAAUUCCAAUGCUUUCUGGAGAGCAAGGUGAACUUAUAAGCAAUGUCCAUGCUGAUGUUUGCUUCAUUAAUCCUUCAAUUAUUGCCAACUCUAGUCCAUUAGUUGCCUCACAAGGAAAGACUAUUGUGGCAGAUGCUUCAAAUCCCAUGGAGAACAGUGAGCUUCAAGAGAAUUUAGUUGGAGGAAUGCCAAUUACUCCCUCUUCCCUUGCUGCCAUUCUCGCUGCUAGAAUUGGUCUUGAAGAAAAUUUAGAGAACUCAGAAGCCUUGCCUCCCGCACUCUGCUCAAUGGGGCCACUGGCGCCAUUCUUCAACAUUUUGCAUGGUUCUUCAAACCCUUUGGCUGCAGCUUUUGAGGACUGUGGUUACAAUGAAGUCCCUAGCAAGUGGAAUGCUAACAAGUUUCCUAAGACUCCAGAGAUUGAUGCAACUGUGUGUCAGCCUUAUUCUUCAAUAGUAGGAAACCUGGAUCCAGAUGAAUGGCCAUUAUCAAAUGUUGCAAACAUGUCCAAUCAUGCUUACCAUUCCUCUAACUUUAGCAAGGAACUUUCUCUAAGUCUUGCAUCGUCUACAACCGCAGGACAGUGCUCAGAGGUGAGUUGCUCUAAUGUGACCCCAUGCAUGAAUGGAACCAUGUCAGGCUUGGAACAAGCCUCAUGCAGCAGCAGUAGGGAGCUUUCUAUGAAUUUGGGUGGUAAUAAAUAUGUACAGUUUUCACCAGAAGUACUGGAGUCAAGAUACCUUGUUGGGAUUCAAGAAAUACUUGCUCAAAUUGCAAGAUAUUCAUUUGAAAAUUUAGAACAGUUAAAUUAUUCAGCUGCUGCUAAUAGAUCAGGUGGGAACAAGUCAACUUCAGCUUUCCCACUCAAGAGAAGGAUACUGAUAGAUCACAAUGCAAAUUCCGUGUAUGAAACUCAUGCAGAGUCUCCAUUACAAAGGCAUGCCACUGAAUCAAAGAAAGCCCAAUUGCUGACACUUCUACAACUGGUGGACAAUCGAUAUAGCCAGUGUUUGGAUGAGAUACACACUGUUGUAUCGGCAUUCCAUGCCGCUACAGAGCUGGACCCGCAAAUACAUUCACAUUUUGCUCUUCAGACCAUCUCUAUCCUUUACAGGGACUUAAGAGAGAGGAUUAGCAAUUAUAUUCUUGCCAUGGGAUCAAGUUUCGACAACUCUUUCUCAGAAGAGAAUGAAUGGUCUGUUGAAACUUCAUUCCUUCAAAAGCAAUGGGCACUCCAGCAGUUGAAAAGAAAAGAUCAGUUGUGGAGGCCCCAAAGAGGCUUGCCAGAAAGAUCUGUCUCAGUUCUACGGGCUUGGAUGUUUCAGAAUUUCCUUCAUCCGUAUCCUAAAGAUGCAGAGAAGCAUUUGCUUGCAGUAAAAAGUGGGUUGACAAGAAGCCAGGUAUCGAAUUGGUUUAUAAAUGCUCGUGUUCGGCUGUGGAAACCUAUGAUUGAAGAGAUGUAUGCUGAGAUGAAUAAAAGAAAGGCUUGUCGGAAUGAAGAAGGAUUGCAGAGCAGCCACGGAAACAGGAUAAGCAUCAGUAAUCAAAGGUUUAAUGUAAACUAAAGGAACAAAAAUGGACCAUUUUCUUAAUUUAAAUACAAAACAGCACAACUGAAGUCAAUUUCCGCGUGGUUUUGGGUCUAUUACUAAUGAUGAUAUCCAUGACUCGCCUUGAGAAAAUAGAAUGCG
This is a messenger RNA of Cajanus cajan (pigeon pea), 2979 nucleotides long. The record is from RefSeq and is a predicted model, not a curated record. NCBI's taxonomy places the organism in Eukaryota, Viridiplantae, Streptophyta, Magnoliopsida, Fabales, Fabaceae.